AAAUCUGAGUAAAAUAUGCAAAUCUGAAAGUUUUACUUCGGAUUUGAGUCUUUGUAUUUUUAAGUAAAAAAUCCAAAUAAAUCCAUUCAAAUCCAACAUAAACAAAGGAAACAAGUUUUACUAAUUUCCAGAAAACUUGGUAGGUAGUAUAGAAGAGAGAGAUAUAUGAUUUGAUGUUGUGGCAGUUGUUAAUAUAGAGGGUUUUUUUCGUAUUAACCUGACUUACGGAAGGAUCAAGACUAAUCCCCAUGAAGAUGUUAAUAUAGAGAUGUUUUUGUUGUGUGUUUUUCUUUAUACAUGGCUUCCUCUAUUGCAUUUAGACAUGAUGUAAUUUGAUGAGAGAGAGAGAGAUUUCAGAUCGGUGUUUUUAUUCUGCGUAAGCUUUUUUUAUUUCUUUUUGGAAGGUUUCAUGUACAAUAUAUUGAACUUUUUUGAAUCUAUGUGGAGUGUAGAGGGGCAGAUGCCCACCAUGAUCUUUUAAAAUUAGUGUAUUUUAGCACAAAAGUAAUGCCCCUGUUUAUUUGCAUUGCAUUGUUAAGGUCCUGGUUGCAGCUUUUAUAGUAAACCCACUUAUUGUAAGCCAAGCCUUCUUGUAAAAUUUAGCUUUAAAUUGUCCAUCAAGAUAAUCAGUAGUUGCUACAGCUUAGAAAACAAGAUAAACAUCAUAUGACAAGUUGAUUUUGGAAAUUGAAUUCUCAAUUUUUUUUUUUAAUUGAAUGUUAAAUUUAUUCUCAAUUUCAUGUAGCAUAUUCAUACAGAUAUGGUUGAGAAGUGGAGACAUGGCAGCAGAGGUCACUGGAACCUUUGUGAUGUAAGUCUUAAUGCAGAAGCAGUUUUGUCACAUGCUUCUCUCUAUACACUACUAUAUAAUGCAGAAGCAAAACUCACAAACAAAAGCUACAAGAGAAAGAAAAGGAACACAUAACACGCUUUGCAGUUUUGUCAAGUCAACCUGUAAGGAAAUGAGAAUCAUCAACUACUUUGAAGCGAGCAAUGUAAUGGUCUUCUUGUGAUCCACUUCCUCAAACUUUAUAAAUCAUUUAAAUUUAAACCUUUUUUCCUAGUUAAUUGUGUACGUUUAGACUGUUUAGUGAUUCUAAUUAACUCAGAUAUGCCGACAAAAGAAAACUAACUCAGAUAUAAUAAUUAUUAUUAUCAAAUUUGAUCGAACUUAAUGUAUAACAGGUGAAUCUGAAAAGAACAGAAACUGAAGGGUAAAAUGUUGGAAGAAGAGAAAAAGAGGGACCAAAUUGUAAAACAUCGGCGCGCGAGAGUUUCGGCUUCAAACGAAUUCUCAUCCUCCCAUCUCACGACAACACAGAACACAAAGUCUCUCUAUCUCUCUCUCUUUCUUCCAGAAAAACUCGAAAUCUCUUAGAAACCAAGUUUGGAUCUCUGCAAUCACCAUCAUCAUCACCUCUCUCUUUCUCCAUUUCAAGAUUAUAUCAAACAUUUCACCGUCUCUGUUAUUUAGGUUUGAGGAGAUCGUUGAAGAGAGGUGAAUCAAUAAAAUAAAAAUAAAAAUGGCAGAUAAACCGGUUCUUCAAAAACCACCAGGUUACAGAGAUUCAAACAUGGCCACUCCUUCUCCUCCUCCCCCUCUCAGACCACAGCAACAACCACCACCCAUGCGAAAAACCGCCGGAAUGCCUUCUUCUUUCCGACCAAAGCGAAAACGCGGAAGCUGUUGUCGUACCUGCUGCUGUUGCGUCUGCAUUACUCUCGUCCUCAUCAUCUUCCUCCUCUUAGUCGCAACCGCCGUUUUCUACCUCUGGUUCGAUCCCAAGCUCCCCAUUUUCAGCCUCGCCUCUUUCCGCCUCGACGGAUUCAAACUCUCCGACGAUCCCGACGGCGCGUCUCUCUCCGCAACCGCCGUGGCCCGCGUGGAGAUGAGGAAUCCCAACACCAAACUCGUUUUCUACUACGGAAACACCGCCGUGGAGAUGAGCGUUGGCAACGGAAACGACGAGACGGGGAUGGGAGAGACCACGAUCAACGGGUUCCGACAAGGUCCGAAGAACUCGACGAGCGUGAAAGUGGAGACGUCGGUGAAGAACCAGCUCCUGGACAGAGGAUUGGCUAAGAGACUCUCGGCCAAGUUUCAGAGCAAAGAUUUGGUUAUGAAUGUUGUGGCCAAGACGAAAGUUGGAUUAGGUGUCGGCGGGAUUAAGAUCGGAAUGCUCGCCGUUAAUUUGAGAUGCGGCGGCGUUAGCUUGAACAAGCUUGAUACUGAUUCACCUAAAUGCAUCCUCAAUACACUCAAAUGGGUGAAUAUACAGUAAUGAGGAAGUGAGAAUUUGAAAAUGGUGGUGAUCUAACAUUGUAUGAAUAUAUGUAACUAUAUUGUAGAUAAAUAUAUAUAUAUUUUUGGUCAACAGAUAAAUAUAUAUAUACCUUUACUAUAUUCUUUUUUGAUCAAAUUACUAUAUUCUAUUUUCGUGUUUUAUAUAUUUAAUGUUUGGGUAUUUGACUACAUUGAGAUGGAGGAGCAUAUAGAGAGUGAUGUGUUAUAUUUUCGUGUGAUAGAUUUUUUGUUGGUGUAAUAUUUUGUUGUGAGCUUGGGAGGAAAACAUAUGCAAUGUGAUGAGUAUUUUUUUAAAUGAUAACAACUUGGUUACAAAGCAUAGUAAGGGUAUAUAGAUAGCAAGCUUGUUCUCCAAUCAUCCAUCUUGGUAUGUAUAACUCAGCCUUUGUGGCGUAUGAAUGGUUAAAUUCAAAAACACUAGUCA
Molecule: messenger RNA, 2729 nt
Organism: Brassica rapa (field mustard)
Lineage: Eukaryota; Viridiplantae; Streptophyta; Magnoliopsida; Brassicales; Brassicaceae
Product: NDR1/HIN1-like protein 6
Biological process (GO): defense response to other organism
Cellular component (GO): plasma membrane
Source: RefSeq, a predicted model, not a curated record